Molecule: messenger RNA, 234 nt
Organism: Necator americanus (New World hookworm)
Lineage: Eukaryota; Metazoa; Nematoda; Chromadorea; Rhabditida; Ancylostomatidae
Exons: 3
Coding region: 1-234 (77 amino acids)
Source: RefSeq, a predicted model, not a curated record
AUGUGUGUCAACGAUAUGUUCGAGUGUCAAAAGGCAAGCACCAAUGUUGUACUCCCAACCAGUUAUACCCCUCUGUCUCUGCCGAUGUUGCAACCUGCACCAGACAGAAAUAUCCCCAUUUCCUCUUCAACAACCUCAAAAACAGCUUCGAUCCCUAUUCCAACCGAAGUUCAUCGAGCAUUCCCAGAGACUGGAUCUUUCGGUUCGUAUGGGAAGGCUGGACUUGCUUGUUGA